This is a messenger RNA of Pipistrellus nathusii (Nathusius's pipistrelle), 951 nucleotides long. NCBI's taxonomy places the organism in Eukaryota, Metazoa, Chordata, Mammalia, Chiroptera, Vespertilionidae. The record is from the annotation of a GenBank genome assembly.
AUGGGGUACGAUGUCACCCGCUUCCAGGGGGACGUGGACGAGGACCUGCUCUGCCCGAUCUGCGGCGGCGUCCUGGAGGAGCCGGUGCAGGCCCCGCGCUGCGAGCACGCCUUCUGCGGCGCCUGCAUCGCGCAGUGGUUCUCGCAGCAGCAGACGUGCCCGGUGGACCGCAGCGCCGUGACGGUGGCCCACCUGGGCCCGGUGCCCCGGAUCAUGCACAACAUGCUGUCCAAGCUGCGGAUCGCCUGCGACAACGCCGCCUUCGGCUGCGACGCCGUGGUCCGGCUGGACGGCCUCACGUCUCAUCUCAGCGACUGUGAGCACAACCCGCGGCGGCGGCGGCGGCGGCAGGGCGAGCAGGGCGACGGCCUGGAGGGGCCCCGGGAGGAGCUGCCCGCCCGCCACUGCCUCCCGCACCUGCGCGCCCUGGUGCAGCAGCAGCAGGCGCGCCUGGCCCAGCUGGAGAGGGCCUCGGCCGACCACGCGCUCCAGCUGGCCGAGCAGAAGCGAGCCAUCCAGCAGCUGAAGGCGCACCUGGCCCCCGACCUGCAGGGAGGCCCGGGGGAGCCCCGGGGGGAGGCCGGCGAGGAGGUCCUGCGGUGGGUGAGCUCCCUGCAGCCGGCCAGGGUGACCCGCUGGGGCGGGAUGAUCUCCACCCCGGACGCGGGCCUCCAGGCCGCCAUGGAGCGCUCCCUGCUGGACAGCGGCUGCCCCGCCCCCGUGGUGGGCGAGCUGAUCCAGAACGCCCACGAGCGGAGCUGGCCGCAGGGCCUGGCCACGCUGGAGACCAGGCAGACCAACCGGCGGUGCUACAAGAACUACGUGGCCAAGCGCAUCCCCGGCCGGCAGGCCGUGGUGGUGAUGGCCUGCGAGAACCGGCACAUGGGCGAGGGCAUGGUGCGGGAGCCGGGCCUCGUCAUGAUCUUUUCGCACGGCGUGGAGGAGAUGUAG